Molecule: messenger RNA, 1743 nt
Organism: Hirsutella rhossiliensis
Lineage: Eukaryota; Fungi; Ascomycota; Sordariomycetes; Hypocreales; Ophiocordycipitaceae
Product: PCI domain-containing protein
Exons: 3
Coding region: 1-1743 (580 amino acids)
Biological process (GO): ubiquitin-dependent protein catabolic process; regulation of protein catabolic process
Cellular component (GO): proteasome regulatory particle, lid subcomplex; proteasome complex
Molecular function (GO): enzyme regulator activity
Source: RefSeq, a predicted model, not a curated record
AUGCCCGGCAAAACGCCCAAUAGCAGCGGCAACGAGCCUGUCGAGAACAGCGUUAGGGGCAACAACAACGAUGUCGACAUGAAGGACGCCAAGGGCAAGGGCAAGAAGGCUUCCAAGGACGGCGACGACGAGAUGACUGUGGUGCUGCCUCCGUCAAAGUCAUCAAAGCAGUCGAGUCACCCGCACGACGCCGAUGGUGACAUAUCCAUGGGCGACGACGACAAGGCCGACGACGGCGAGGCCAAGAUUGACCCUGCCGUGCAGACCGUGGCGGACAUCAAGAGCAACUUUGCCCUGCUUGACCGCGCCGUCGCCCUCUUCGACGCCAGAUUCUCUCUGCGAGCCUUGCGAUCCAUCUCCCUCAUCCGCAAGCGCUUGACGCCAGACAUUAUCGGCCAAGCUAUUGUCGACACAUAUCCCGCCACCCUGACGUCCGGCAACAUCGCCAAGAGCCUCUUGGUUGCCAUUGGCCGCGAGAGCAUGCCUCUUGGCCGACAGCCGGGGCCCGAGAUGGAUAUUGACGCCGACAGCAAGCCGGCCAAGAACGGCGCCAAGAAGGAAGUCAAGGAAAUCAUCCCGGAGAUUGACAUUUUCCUCGGAAUUCUCAUCCAGGUGUACCUGUUCGACAGCAACAAGUACCAAAAGGGAAUCGACUUCUCAAAGUCCCUGGCGGAGCGUGUCCAGUCGCUCAACCGCCGCACCCUCGACUCCCUCUCCGCCAAGGUCUACUUCUACUACUCUCUCUUCUGCGAGCACACUGCCCCGCCGCCGCCAUCUCCUGAGUCGCCCAUCGUGGCCAUUCGCCCUGCGCUGCUCGCCGCCCUGCGGACCGCCGUCUUGCGCAAGGAUAUUGACACGCAGGCCUCGGUCAUUGUCCUCCUCCUGCGCAACUACCUGCUCACGUCGCACAUCAAUCAAGCCGACCUGCUCGUGUCGCAUACGCAGUUUCCGGAAAACGCCGUCAACAACCAGGUGGCCCGGUUCCUCUACUACCUCGGCAGAAUCAGGGCGAUCCAGCUGCGAUACACGGAGGCGCACGAGCACCUGACGGCGGCCACUCGCAAGGCGCCGUCGAGCAACUGCGCUGUGGGCUUCUCUCAGACGGCGACCAAGCUCCUGUUGGUCGUGGAGCUGCUCAUGGGCGACAUCCCCGACCGGGCCACCUUUCGCCAGCCAUCGCUCGAGGAUGCUCUGCACCCCUACUUUUUGCUGGUGCAGGCUGUCCGGGUGGGCAACCUUGAGGACUUUGAGACGGCCAUUGCCGACCAUGCCGACACCUUUCGUCGCGACGGCACCUACACGCUCAUUCUGCGCCUGCGCCAGAACGUCAUCAAGACGGGCAUUCGCAUGAUGUCCCUGUCUUACUCGCGCAUUUCGCUGCGCGACAUUUGCAUCCGUCUGCACCUCGGCAGCGAGGAGUCGGCCGAGUACAUUGUGGCCAAGGCGAUCCGGGACGGCGUCAUAGAGGCCACGCUAGACCGAGAGCGAGGCUUCAUGAAGAGUAAGGAGGUGGGCGAUGUCUACGCGACGAGAGAACCCGGCGAAGCUUUCCACGACCGAAUUCAAGCCUGUCUCGCGCUGCACGAUGAGAGUGUCAAGGCCAUGCGCUUCCCGAUGAACCAGCACCGCCUCGAGCUCAAGAACGCCCAAGAAGCCCGGGAACGCGAGCGAGAGAUGGCCAAGGAGAUACAAGAAGGCGACCUGGACGAAGACGAUCUCGGCGGCGACUUUGAGGGCAUGUAA